Chilo suppressalis (striped riceborer) is the source of this 624-nucleotide messenger RNA. The record is from the annotation of a GenBank genome assembly. NCBI's taxonomy places the organism in Eukaryota, Metazoa, Arthropoda, Insecta, Lepidoptera, Crambidae.
AUGCGAGAACAAUUUCGUAACGAGCUGUUAUUGUCGCGUGGAAGCGAUUUGAGGUUACGGCCCGCGGGUGGUCGGGCUCACGGCCCACCUAAUGUAACCGUGACCCACUUCCAACACGCCAAGGAUGCGCGGCAGUGCGUGGGUGCGGCGGAGACGCUAGCGGGCGCGGCAGCGGCGAGCGGAGAGGUGUCGGGCCGCGAGCGCGACGACUGGUGCCCGCACGAGGCACGGCGGCAUGCGCUGACGUGCGCGCGGCGCUGCGCGUGCUGCGGCGCGGCGCGAUGCCCUGACAUGGAGGAGAGCGGGUACUGGCGACCGUCGUGCUCGACGCUGUCGCUGGCGGAGCCGCAUGGCAGCACGACGCACCUGUGCGCGCGGCACGCCCCGCCGCGGCCGCACCGUCACCCGCACGCCGCGCACGCGCACGCGCUCGCGCACCAGCACCAGCACGCGCACGCGCACCACCUGUCGCACGCGCAACACGCCUCGUGCCCGGUGCACAGCCCCUUCAGGCAACCCACGCCAGAAUAUUGUGCAGCGCAUUCACAGGUAACAGGUAGCUUUAAUAUAUGUUGGCCGUACAGACUCACGCCGAGAAGCCCCAAGAACACCCGAGACACGUGA